AUGUCAUCUUCUCGCCAAGUAAUAGCCGUUGCAAUGUCCGGUGGAGUCGAUUCAACUAUUGCAGCAUAUUUAUUGCGAAAACAAGGUCAUGAGGUUGUCGGAAUAUUUAUGAAGAAUUGGGAUAUCACAGAAGAAACUGGCAUUUGCAAGACAGAUGAAGAUAUGCAAGAUUUUAUCAAAUCUUGUAAUCAUCUUGGUAUACCUCAUAAAGAAGUAAACUUUGUACAGGAUUACUGGCAUCAUGUUUUCAGCCCUUUUGUGAACGGCUACAAACAAGGCAUCACGCCAAAUCCAGACAUUACUUGCAAUAGAAUGAUCAAAUUUAAUAAAUUACGUCAAUAUUGUAGCGAAAAUUUGGGUGUAGACAAUUUAGCAACUGGACAUUAUGCUCAAUUAGUUACAGAUUCCAAACCAAAACUUAUUCAGGCAGUAGAUGAAGCUAAAGACCAAACAUAUUUCUUAGCGAACGUUAAAAAGAUCUCAUUAAAGAAUAUUAUGUUUCCAAUUGGAAAUCUUUUGAAAUCGGAGGUCAAAAACUUAGCUUUAAAAAUUGGGCUCCGAAAAAUUGCAACAAAAAAGGAGAGUAUGGGAGUAUGCUUUAUUGGUAAAAGAAAUUUUAAAACAUUCAUUAGCGAGUACAUCGAGAAUCAGGAAUAUGACGUGAAUACUAUAGAUGGUCAAAAUUUUGGAAAACAUUCAAACUUAUCCCUAUCAACAAUUGGUGAAAGAGCAAGAAUUGGUGGGAUGUCUGAAAGAUGGUACGUGGUUUCUAAAGAUUCAAAUAGGAAGGUUAUAACGCUCGCGCCAGGAAUAAACCAUCCAGCUCUAUAUUGUCGUAUCUUUUAUGUGGCAGAUGCCAACUGGAUCUCGUACUGUGCUGAAAUGCAAUUAUCAUUGAGGAAAGAACUAGAAUGCCAUAUCAGAAUUCGUCACUUAGCACCCCUCGUUCCUUGCCUAAUUAAAUUACAAUACAAUGGCUUUUUGGAAGUAAAUUCUCAACAAUCACUAUUUGCUGUCACUCCCGGCCAAUUUGCCGCAUUCUAUUCACGAAACGAAUGCCUUGGUGGAGGACAAAUAGUGUCGUCUCAUACAAUGGUAAGCAAAAUCUAA
Trichoplax adhaerens is the source of this 1110-nucleotide messenger RNA. RefSeq lists its product as uncharacterized. Lineage: Eukaryota; Metazoa; Placozoa; Uniplacotomia; Trichoplacea; Trichoplacidae. The record is from RefSeq and is a predicted model, not a curated record. The transcript is spliced from 11 exons. Gene Ontology annotation, cellular component: mitochondrion. Gene Ontology annotation, molecular function: sulfurtransferase activity. Gene Ontology annotation, biological process: tRNA wobble position uridine thiolation. Bases 1 to 1110 code for a protein of 369 amino acids.